AGAGAGGGAAAAAGCAGAAGGGCGACAGCAUGCACAAAUGGGGAGAUCACCAGAGGGAGAUACGAUUCAAUGAAUCAUGAGUGAGUGUCAUCGGACAGCGGAGGUGUUCGAUGGGCUCUGCGCGUGGUUGAGGGAUGGCGGGGCGUCGUGCGGCAAGGUCGGAGUCCGGCAGAUGGGGGAGGAGGGCGAGUACGGCGUGGUGUGCACUCAGGAGAUAAAGGUAAGCAAGAAACAUGAGUGAGUCAGGCACAGCACACUCGUUGACAGACAGAUCUGUGUCGUGUUGCAUGUGUGGUUGUCAGCGGGGCGAGAGGUUUCUGACGGUGCCUGUGGAUCUCUGCAUCACGCCCGAUACCGUGCUUGAAGGUCGAACACAAGACGCAUGCAUAUUCACAGCACACUCACCUGAUGUCAUGUGUGUGCCACAGCAUGCCCUCAGCUGGGUCCGCUGGUGAAUCUGGACAGGCUGCUGCUGGGCCACCAACACACAGGCGAGGCCGCCACUGCAGACGAUGCCGACACUGUCGACGGAACGGUGAGAUGCACAGAGAGAGAGGAGCAUUAAUAUGCAUGUAUGUGUCUGUAUCACGACGCCAUGUGUGUGUGUAUGCAGCCACCCAAUGGGCGUCGUGAUUGCAAUGGCGAUGAUUUGGCGUCAUCGGGUGAGUCCCCUCCUGCAUUGCAGCUGUUGAGUGGCCACAGUGCGGUGGCUGCCUUCCUGCUCUACGAGAGGAACAAGGGACACAGAUCCAAAUGGAGGAAUUACAUCGGUCGGCGAGAGACCGCAUGUACACUAUGGAUCUGCAUUUGUGUCCCUGUGUGUGUCGGUCCGUCAGCGAGUCUGCCCCCUCUGUCCUUGGUCCGUCGUCACCAUUCGGUGUUCUUCAGUGACAAGGAUCUGACAUGGCUCAUUGGCACCACCGUACACAGUGAGUGUACACGCACAUGAGUGUGCUGAGGCGGUAUAUAUAUUUGCCUGUGUGUCGCAUCGUCAGCGCGUGGUGAGGUCAAGAGGAGGAAGCAGGAAAUCAUGACCGACUACGCCAUACUCACCAUCGUACAGCUCACACACUACUACACAGCUAUCUACCGAAAUGGCUACAUGCACAUUGGUUUGUGAUCAGGCCCUGGGUGACUUCAGCUCCGUCGCAUCACUUGAGGACUUCAUGUGGGCACGAUGCAUCGUAGGGGUACGAAGUCACGCACACACACACGGACAGAAUGCGUGUCUAUGUGGCGACGCCUUGAUCAGAGUCGUCUGUUCUCCUUUCUCCGUCAACGCCAGAAGGACGCCACGUGUCCGCUGGUGAUGCUCUGCCCACUCGCCGACAUACUCAACCACAAAAUGCCGCCGGAGGUGCGCAUCACACACACACAGGCAAGCACAUGGACCCUUUUACGCAUGUGUGUGUUCAGAGUCGUUGGUAUUUCGAUGCGUGUGAGGGGUGCUUUGUGCUGGAGGCACUGAGGGACUUCACUGUGGGCGAAGAGGUCCGCAAUACACUGUGGAUGUGUGUGAUCCAGCCCAUGCGCAGAUCCACAUGUGUGUGUGUGUGUGUGUCUUGAUGCAGGUGCAUGAUUCCUAUGGCCCCAAGGCCAACCGUCUGUUGUAUCUCUACUACGGCUUCACACUGCUCGACCAACACCACAUCCACGACACCGUCGAUGUACACGUAGGCUACUACAUGACUAUUCACUACACACACACAUGACGAUGUGCACACACACACGGAUCUUAGCUAUGUGUGUACAUGUCAGGUGGAUUUAUCUGAGGAGCAGAGAGAGCUCUGGGCGGCGAAGGCGCGGCACUUCAGCGGCAAAGCGAUCGACGUCGAUGGCAACAACACACACAGGUAUCUAUAGGUACCCUUGUGCUAUCUGUGUGGAGUGUGGAGUUCUGUGUUUUUUGUGUGUGUAGGCUUACGUUUCGCCUGGCGUGGGACAGUGCCGACCCGUCCCUCUAUCAGAGGCUCAUGGCGUUUCUCCGCAUACACGUCAUCACGUGGGCAUACCCAUGAACACACCCAUGCACGCGCACGCUGUUUCUCCUUUCUGCACGCAGCGACGUGGAUGAGCUCCCAUCAAUUUCUGGUACCCUCCUGAGGCAUGGCAAUCCUGACCUGUGUGCAUGUGUCUGUCUGCAUGCCUUCGGUGUCGUCAGACAUGUGGAGCGUCCCCCCGAUCAGUGUGCACAAUGAGCUACUGGUACGUAUACAUACUCCCCCACUCGUGUGCAAUAGAGUGUGAAGGUUGUGUGCAUCUUGAUACAGGCUCUGACCCACUUCCAGCAGCUGUGUGCGGACGCGCUCAAACGCUACCCGGCAUCACUGCAGGUCAGCCACAUCCGUAUACAUACAGACUUGAUGUAUGUCUGUCUGCAGGAUGACGAGCAGCUGCUGCAGCGGCCGGGCUCACCCCUGACCCCACCUCAGAGAAACGCCCUCGUCGUCCGCAUAGGCGAACAGAGGGUACACGCACACACCCACGCCCACGCCCACGCAUACACACACACGUGUCUUUUCUGUGUGUGGUACAGCUGUUGCGUCACUAUGAGAGCAUGUGUGUCCGUGCUGCGGAUGUACUGAAUCGGCCGGCCGUUGAGGUGCGGAGGUGGCUGGCCAAGAGGACACGAGAAAACACCACACACUGGGUGGGUGAGUGGGCGAGAUGCAGCGGCACAUACGCACAUUCAAACGUGCCAUGGUGUGGCGGGGUGGGUGUGUGUGUGUGUGUGUGGUUCAGGAUUACUUUGGGACGGUCCCCCACCAGCUGCUCGAGAUGACCAGUCAGACAGACAACAAGUGAAGUGUGCCCUUUCCUGCCGAAACGCCAGGCAGUAUAUAAGCAUUCU
Molecule: messenger RNA, 2851 nt
Organism: Vitrella brassicaformis
Lineage: Eukaryota; Vitrellaceae
Source: the annotation of a GenBank genome assembly